Molecule: messenger RNA, 660 nt
Organism: Quercus robur (English oak)
Lineage: Eukaryota; Viridiplantae; Streptophyta; Magnoliopsida; Fagales; Fagaceae
Exons: 5
Coding region: 37-573 (178 amino acids)
Cellular component (GO): intracellular membrane-bounded organelle
Molecular function (GO): thiolester hydrolase activity
Source: RefSeq, a predicted model, not a curated record
CCUAGGACUAGUGGCAAAAGACAUGGUAAGGAAUAGAUGUAUUCUUAUAUAAAUUUUACAAUUUGUUUUCUUGAGCUCUAUCUAAUAUUCUUUUAUGGCUUUUCGCUUUUAUGGUCUGGUUUUAAAUGCAUUCUUGUGGACAAAUUAAUCAAGUCAUUGCUCUACACUGACCUUUUCCAAGAUCACUUUGCUCCCAGCAGUUAUUUCAAAUUACCAAAUGCUAUUCCCAACUAUUUAGAGAAUUGCAGUUUUCUUCCAAAGCUUAACAGUGAACUCCCUGACGAGAGAAACUCCACUUAUAAGGAAUGGUUCAUUAGCUUACAGAACUUGGUGCUUAUCAUGUUUGAGAAUGAUACUCUUUUGACACCUAAGGAAACCUCCUGGUUUGGAUAUUACCCAGAUGGGGCCUUCAAGCCCAUUUUACCUCCACAACAGACACAGCUUUACAUUGAGGAUUGGAUUGGUUUGAAAACCUUAGAUGAAGCAGGAAGGGUAAAGUACGUAAGUGUUCCUGGAUAUCAUCUUGACAUCUCCCAAAGUGAUAUUGAAGAGUAUGUUCUGCCUUAUUUGUAGGGUAAGAACACUUGCAUCAAUGCUUGUAUAAUAUAACAAGGACCACAUUUUAGCCAAUCAAGCUCAAAAUUCACCCACGUGAUCAGA